Molecule: messenger RNA, 2215 nt
Organism: Propithecus coquereli (Coquerel's sifaka)
Lineage: Eukaryota; Metazoa; Chordata; Mammalia; Primates; Indriidae
Gene: LRWD1
Product: leucine-rich repeats and WD repeat domain containing 1
Exons: 15
Coding region: 147-2087 (646 amino acids)
Biological process (GO): establishment of protein localization to chromatin; chromatin organization
Cellular component (GO): nuclear origin of replication recognition complex
Molecular function (GO): chromatin binding; protein binding
Source: RefSeq, a predicted model, not a curated record
UUCCGGUCGCCGUCACUCGCGGGCUUGCGCGGCAUCACCUCCGGUACUCGGCCACUCGCAGACGCCAGCAGCGGACUCGGGGAGACGCGGGCUCUGCCAGACGCCAGCGCCGCCGACCGAGCCAGCGUGGGCCGCGCCUCCUCGCCAUGGGCCCCCUCUCGGCGCGGCUGCUGAUGCAGCGCGGGCGACCCAAGAGCGACCGGCUGGGGAAGAUCCGGAUCCUGGACCUGUCCGGGCUGAAGCUGAUCUCAGAGCACUUGGACCCCAAGCUCAUGUGCCGCCUGACGCAGCUGCAGGAGCUGGACCUCUCCAACAACCAGCUAGAGACGCUGCCUGACAACCUGGGCCUGUCCCACCUGCGCAUCCUCCGCUGUGGUAACAACCAGCUGAGGGAUGUCACCGCCUUGUGCCAGUUCCUGCAGCUCGAGGAGCUCAGCCUGGAGGGCAACCCCUUCCUGACAGUCAAUGACAACCUGAAGGUCUCCUUUCUCCUGCCCAAGCUUCGUAAGGUCAAUGGCAAAGAUGCAUCCUUGGCUUGCUCUCAGGUGGAGAACCUGAACCGGGAACUGACUAACAGGGUCACAGCUCACUGGGAGAAGUUCAUGGCUGCAGUGGGCCCUGAAGAGAAGGAUGAGAAGGCCCAGGCGGACUUUGUGAAGUCUGCCGUCAGGGAUGUCCGCUACGGGCCUGAGUCCCUCAGCGAGUUCACCCAGUGGAGGGUACAGAUGAUCUCUGAGGAGCUGGUGGCCUCCGGUGGGACCUUGGUACAUGAGGCAGACAACCCACAGAGGCACCCAAAAGCUGCAGCUGCCCACAAGCCCAGGGCCAGGCUGGUGGCCUUGAAACGGCCAGAUGAUGUCCCACUCAACCUGUCUCCCAACAAGCGGGCGUGUGCCUCCCUGUCAGCCCAGGUGGAGGGCAGCCCUGUGGGCUCCAAUGGUGGCCAGCCUGCCCCGAAGCUGGAGCCCCUGCACUUCCUACAGUGCCACAGUAAGAACAACAGCCCCGAUGACCUCAAGACCCAACUGUGGGCCUGCGCCUUUGAGCCGGCCUGGGAGGAGGGGGCCACGUCUCAGACGGUGGCCACGUGUGGUGGGGAGGCCGUGUGCGUGAUAGACUGCCAGACGGGCAUCGUGCUACACAAGUACAAGGCACCAGGCGAGGAGUUCUUCUCUGUGGCCUGGACAGCCCUGAUGGUGGUCACGCAGACGGGCCACAAGAAGCGCUGGAGUGUGCUGGCAGCCGCGGGCCUGCGGGGCCAGGUCCGUCUGCUGCAUGUGCGGGCUGGCUUCUGCUGCGGAGUCAUCCGGGCCCACAAGAAGGCCAUCGCCACUCUCUGCUUCAGUCCCACCCACGAGACCCACCUCUUCACGGCCUCGUAUGACAAGCGGAUCAUCCUCUGGGACAUUGGGGUGCCCAACCAAGACUACGAAUUCCAGGCCAGCCAGCUGCUCAUGCUCGACACCACCUCCAUCCCGCUGCGCCUCUGCCCUGUCGCCUCCUGCCCGGAUGCCUACCUGCUGGCUGGCUGCGAGGGGGGCUGCUGCUGCUGGGAUGUGCGGCUGGACCAGCCCCAGAAGAAGAGGGUGUGUGAGGUGGAGUUCGUCUUCUCUGAGGGCUCCGAGGCAUCUGCACGGAGAGUGGAUGGGCUGGCAUUCGUGAAUGACGAUGUUGUGGCCUCCAAGGGGAACGGCCUGGGCACCAUCUGCCUAUGGAGCUGGAGGCAGACAUGGGUGGGUCGGGGCCACCAGUCCACAGUGGCAGUGGUCGUCCUGGCCCGGCUGCAGUGGUCCCCAACCGAGCUGGCCUACUUCUCGCUCAGCGCCUGCCCUGAUGAGGGCAUCGUGCUGUGUGGGGAUGAGGAGGGCAGCGUGUGGAUCUACGAUGUCAGGAGCAUCCUGAAGCAGCCUUCCCCGCUGCCAGCUGCCCCGCAGGCCCCCACGCAGAUCCUUAAGUGGCCACAGCCCUGGGCCCACAGCCAGACGGUGACCAAGACCAUGGUGAACACGGUGGUGGCCAACCCCACCUUUACCUACCUCACCGCUCUGACGGACUCCAACAUUGUUGCCAUCUGGAAGAGACAGUAGCCUCUGACAGGAGCUCUUGCCUCUACCACAAAGCACCAGGGACACAACUUAACUUAUUCAGCUUUUGCGCUGGCAGUGGUGGUCUUUUUACCAGUGAAUAUUUGUAUUAAAUUCUACUGUGGACGAGA